Strongyloides ratti is the source of this 396-nucleotide messenger RNA. RefSeq lists its product as hypothetical. The transcript has a single exon. The coding region runs from base 1 to 396 and encodes 131 amino acids. Lineage: Eukaryota; Metazoa; Nematoda; Chromadorea; Rhabditida; Strongyloididae. The record is from RefSeq and is a predicted model, not a curated record.
AUGUUACAAAUUUAUAAAUUUUUUAUAUUUUUGUUACUAAUUUUAAAAAUAUCUACUUAUUCAUUAUUUGAAAAUGAAGUUGUAGUAAGAGGAACUGCAAUAUGUUAUGAAAGAGAUUUAAGAGGACCAAGUUAUAUAAAAAUAUCAUUGUUAGAUAGAGAAGUUUUUAUUGAUCAUUAUAUUGGAAGUGAAAUAUUUUAUUUUUCUGUAUAUCCUGAUAUUAAUUUUACUAUAUCUGGAAAAGCUGAAGAAUUGUCAUCACUAGAUCCUUAUAUUAUUUAUGAAUGUUAUUGUGGCAAUUAUGUUAAAGUAAGAGAAGUUAGACUUUAUGAACAUGGAGUAAAUAGAAGAAAUAGUUUAUAUUAUAUAAAAAUAGAUUGUUCUAACAAAAAUUAA